AUGAAAACAAUUCUUGCUCGUACUGAUCCUUCUUGCUCAUUUUCAUUGGCAUUAACAGAAGAUAGCAAUCUUAUUGUUUACUCUAUAUCGAAAAAUAUCUUAAAUGUACUUACAACUUUUCAUGUUGACUGCAUUGACGCACAAUUUCUUCCUUCUUCACUUGGAUUAGCUUUUAUUAUUGCAGAAAAGGAUGGGUCACUCACAAUAUAUCGUCAAGACAUGGCUUGGAAGACUUAUAAAAUCGAAAAUUUCAAAUCUUUCUCAAGCUGCUUAAGAGUAUCCCCAUAUCCACCAGAGGCACGCAUUGGGUGCAUUUCAAAUGGUGAAAUCAUGAUUUUCAAUUUAUUAUUUGAACAACAACCAACUUUACUUCCAAUUCGUAGAUUUGCAUAUCCAAACAAGUUUAAAUACUUCAACUUUGGUCUUAACGAUACAAUAUUCGCUGUUUACGAUGAUAUGAUUUGGCGUUUUAAUUUCAACAAGAAAGUUACCUCGGAACCUUUCAAAACUACUGAUAAACCAGUUGCCAUCGAACCAAAUCCAUGUAAUGCGGAUUUGGCUGCAAUUAUUUUUGAAAAUGAUAAAGUUGGAAUUAUUGGCAUCGUUGAUGGCAUUUUCAGCGAGAGACUUCUUACUCCUAUCCAACAUAAUGUCCAUUCAGUCAAAAAUAUUAUGUGGAGUCCACUUGGAACCUCACUUUUGAUUGGUGGCGAUAUUAUCGAAGAAUGGAAAGAAGUUUCACCAGGAAAUUGGUGCCUAUCUAAAUAA
This is a messenger RNA of Trichomonas vaginalis G3, 768 nucleotides long. Its product is annotated as WD40 repeat-like family. The record is from RefSeq and is a predicted model, not a curated record. Gene Ontology annotation, molecular function: protein binding. NCBI's taxonomy places the organism in Eukaryota, Parabasalia, Trichomonadida, Trichomonadidae. The transcript has a single exon. Bases 1 to 768 code for a protein of 255 amino acids.